AGUCGGCCAGCAACAUGAACCGCCCACCACCGCUUGAGCCCCCGGCGCAUUUACGCAAUAAGCGUGUUUGUUAUGGCAGCUAAGAUAAAAGAGUUAGGUAAAGUUACUUAGAUUAUAGAGUCCUACCUCGGGGGUCAGCAGCUCUCUAAAUACUUCCACUACGCGCAAAAGAAAAUAUAUUUACGCUUGCAUAAAGCACAACAUUGCGUGGAGGAGUUGCAUGGAGAUUGUGCAAGUAUCUUUGUGAGAGCGGACCCCGGAAGUACGGAGAUAACGGCGAUGAUAAUUUACUUUUGGUGCGGGUUAAUCCAAGGUGAGAGGCUCUCCUCCUCCAAACAACGCCUUGAAAUCACCGAGGGACGGACUGAGCAGGUCGUUAUAAUAAAUGUCACAUCUCCCCUUGGCAGGACAUCCUCAUAAGGAGUUUGACAUUAAGAAUCGCAGUAACAGGAAACACACGGCUCCGCGGCUGCAGCCUCAAAAGUCUGAGUUGCUUUUGCCCAGUUGCACAUAUCUGAACCGGUCCUGACGCUUUUACUGACAGCCGACUCGGCUUAUCAACCUGCGAGUCAUCAUGUGUUCAGUCGUGAAAGGGGCGAAACCGGUGCAACAAGCUCUGGCCUUCACGCUUCACCUCCGCACAAAGACAGCGGCUUGGAGUUGUGCUGCAACCCGGAGCAGAGUCCUCUAUCCCGGCGUGCACACCAGCAGCAGACCGUACUGCUCCCGGAUGGCGCUGGGCGAGAGACUCCUCUUCAGACAGCUGUUUGAGUCAGCGAGCAGCACGUACACCUACCUGCUGGCAGACACACAGACCAAGGAGGCGAUCAUCAUCGACCCUGUGCUGGAGACACUUGACAGAGAUCUGAAGCUCGUAGACGAACUGGGAGUCAGGCUGAAGUUGGCAGUAAACACCCACUGCCAUGCAGACCACAUCACAAGCACAGGGCUGAUGAAGAAGAGACUGCCGGGGUUGAAAAGCGCCAUUUCCAAAUUCAGCGGUGCCUCUGCAGAUGUCCACCUAUCUGACGGAGACAAGAUCAACUUUGGAAAACAUCAUCUGUCAGUGAGGGAGACUCCAGGACACACAGAUGGGUGUGUGACUCUGGUGAUGGGGGACCAGAGCAUGGCCUUCACCGGCGACGCUCUGCUCAUCCGAGGCUGCGGCAGGACGGACUUCCAGCAGGGCUGCUCCAAAAGGCUCUAUGAAUCAGUCCAUCAGAGGAUCUUCACACUGCCUGAUCACUGCCUCAUCUACCCAGCACAUGACUACAAAGGUCAGAUGGUGUCUACGGUUGGUGAGGAGCGCAGGUUUAACCCACGCUUGACCAAAAGCCUUGAGGAGUUUGUGGAAAUCAUGGAAAAUCUUAAUCUCCCCAAGCCUGCUAAGAUAGAUAUUGCAGUGCCUGCCAAUCUGGUUUGUGGAGUCCAUGAAGUUUGAGUGCCGAUUUUCAUCACACAUCGACAUGCAAACAAAAUGAAAUAAGAUUUACAUAUUUACCUCGGAGCAAGAUUCACUAAAAAAAGCACUUGAUUGUAAUUUAAUGUAAAUUUAAAGGUGUGUAUGUCUGAACAGUUUCUCCUCUGAAUCUGACUGAUUAAUAGCUGUAAUUAUCAUUUGGUGGCUUGCCCACUGAAGACACCACUAUCAUGCUGAAAAUAGAAACCCGAUCAGUUAUAUGUUUAUUUUUACACGACUACUACAGAACUCUACACAGGGAAAGACGUAAAGAAAGUAAUCUGUAUGACUAAUGAUAAGUUAUUUUUGCAAUAAAUUUUUAUCACAUUUAAA
Messenger RNA from Myripristis murdjan (pinecone soldierfish), 1792 nucleotides. It is a transcript of the gene ethe1, whose product is annotated as ETHE1 persulfide dioxygenase. Lineage: Eukaryota; Metazoa; Chordata; Actinopteri; Holocentriformes; Holocentridae. The record is from RefSeq and is a predicted model, not a curated record. Gene Ontology annotation, biological process: hydrogen sulfide metabolic process; glutathione metabolic process. The transcript is spliced from 7 exons. The coding region runs from base 575 to 1441 and encodes 288 amino acids. Gene Ontology annotation, molecular function: sulfur dioxygenase activity. Gene Ontology annotation, cellular component: mitochondrion.